CCGUAAGUUAAUUUGUGAUUUUGGCGCCCUAUGCGUUCAAUGUUUUUGACCUGGAAGGGAAAGAAAGAAACAGAAAGAAAGAGAAGGUGUUAUAUUUCUUCAAACGUAAAUACUGUCAGUAAAGCCUUGUAAGAAUGGAACCAUAUCCUAUGAUGAAAAUUUCAAGAGACAGUAAGGAAAACAAUGUUUCCAAAGAGAGAUGUCCUGGUGAUGGUAUGGAAGCAUAUACACUAAAUAAUCACAUACAGCAGCUGUCUACAUCCAAAUACAAACUUCCAAAGUCAACUUACAAAAAACAUGUAAAUUCUAAUCGAACUGUAGAUAAUUUAACAAUUGACACCAACAGGGUGAAUACAAAAGAGUCCUUCAUAGAAAAUACCUCCUUUCGAACCCCUGAAAAUACCUUAAGUACCAGUUGCAAUCAAAAUGAAGAAACUUUUAUGCGAACUCAUCAAGAUAUGCUUGUGACGAUUGAUAGUUUAAAAACACAGCUGAAGUUAUAUGAAGAUCAUAAUAAUCAACUAGUUGAAGAAAAGAUGAGGUUAUCUCAACAGCUAGGAGUUCAAACGCAGGUCAACAAUGAGAUUAAGAAACUUUUAGUAGCAUCCAUAGGUGAAGAUAUGCAGCAAAAAUACGAACGCCUAAUUCAAGAUAAAGCACAUUCUGAUUUGGAGCUGAAACACCUUCAUAAUGUUAUGCAAGAAGAUAGGGAAGAAGUUGAGCAAGCCAUGAUACAAGCAGAUGUGUGGAGAAGCAAAUUUCUUGCAAGCAGGGUAAUGGGUGAUGAACUAGCACGUUGGAAGUCAGCACUGUAUUAUAAAUAUCGCGAGUCACAUACUGCUCUGCAAAGCUUAUUAGAAGAACAUUCAAAAAUCAGAGCUUUGAACAAUGCAACAAGAAGAGGACUUAUAUCUGUAGCUGAAUUGUUAGGCUGCAAAGACCCCUCUCUCGAUUCUCAACAAUCGUUGACCACCAUCGAUGUUGCUUUCAUGAAUCACGAUUUAGCAGAAGCUUUAGUUGAAAUCAUUACAGAGGAUAAAGAGAAAACACCUGCUGAGUAUCAGCCUCAUAUGAUUGAGAUUAAACAUUCUGUAAUGGAGAAAGAGAAAGGGAAGACCAGCAUGAGGAAUAAUAUUAUAGUCGAGGCUGAUGAACUCACGCCAGCCGAACAGUUGGCUCAUGAGGUUGUCAUUAAUACAGGUAUACAAACCGAAGAACUCACUCGGAUGAGGCACGAUUAUCUAGCUCACAACCGGAUCAGUCAUUUUCUAUCCACCAACUAUCAUGUUACGUUUAAUUGCUGCGAACAAUGUAAGGGACCUGUCCAGAUUGUGUAGCUGAUGAAAUAUUUUUUUUUAGAACUAACUUAUUGAUAUAAAUUAGUCAGUAGUGUAAAAACAUAGGUUGGGCGACUGCUGUAUGGCUUUUAAAUGUAUUUGAUACGAACCGAUGUAACCUUUUGAAAUGCGCCGUUUCGUUAUUUUUUAUAUUUUUAAAGGUCAUUUAUAUUUUUGCAGUGUUUUUAACGUGGGAUUCUUUCACGAAGAAAAGAUUGUAAAAUGCGUUUCCUGUAAAAAACCUGUAUUUACAACGUAGAAUAUUUUUUUACGGUAAUAAUAUUUGUAUUGGAAUUCAGUCCUGUUUUUGUCAGUUUGUUUCUAUUUAUAGAUUGUAUAUUUACACGCAUUAAUGACGAUUCCAUGUGAAAUCGUUUUCUAGAAAUAGAAGAAAAAUAUUGUUUACU
Molecule: messenger RNA, 1744 nt
Organism: Hydractinia symbiolongicarpus
Lineage: Eukaryota; Metazoa; Cnidaria; Hydrozoa; Anthoathecata; Hydractiniidae
Product: golgin-45-like
Exons: 8
Coding region: 135-1337 (400 amino acids)
Biological process (GO): Golgi to plasma membrane protein transport; Golgi organization
Cellular component (GO): Golgi membrane
Source: RefSeq, a predicted model, not a curated record